Spathaspora passalidarum NRRL Y-27907 is the source of this 1777-nucleotide messenger RNA. It is a transcript of the gene MET1, whose product is annotated as uroporphyrinogen-III C-methyltransferase. Lineage: Eukaryota; Fungi; Ascomycota; Pichiomycetes; Serinales; Debaryomycetaceae. Gene Ontology annotation, molecular function: uroporphyrin-III C-methyltransferase activity. The transcript has a single exon. The coding region runs from base 20 to 1690 and encodes 556 amino acids. The record is from RefSeq and is a predicted model, not a curated record. Gene Ontology annotation, biological process: sulfate assimilation; siroheme biosynthetic process.
ACUAUAGCUAUUAAGUACCAUGCCUAGUUUACUUGCAUCAUUGAUCUCCACUGGAGAAACUCAUCUCGUUAUAGGUUACUCCAAUGUCGCCAGUAUAAGAAUAACAUCCAUCAUAGAAUCUGGAGCAUCUCCAAUAUUAAUCACAAACAAAGGAACUAUAUUCACACCAUCAGUACAACAAUACCAAGAAGAUGGCAAACUAGAAAUAAUAUAUGAUGAUUUGAAGAUAGAUAACAUAAGAAACUCCUUGAAGACAUUAGGUCGUGAAGAAGUUGACGGUAUCGUGGAUCGUGUUUUCGUUUCAUUGCCUUCUGGAUGUCACUUGCUCAAAAAACAAAUAUUUGAAACAUGUAAGAAGUUAAGAAUACCCAUUAACACCUCGGAUUCUCCUGAAUUUUGCACAUUCACAUUAUUGGCAAGUUAUACAUCGGGGGAUUUCCAAAUGGGUGUUACUACCUCGGGUAAAGGAUGCAGACUUGCCUCGAGAAUCAAGAGAGAAUUAGCCAAUUCCCUUCCUCCAGAUAUCGGGGCCAUAUGUAACAAGAUUGGGGAAUUAAGAAAGGCAAUCCAAAAGGAGGACCAAUUACAAUUGGAAAGUAUUGGUGAACAUGACGACGAUGCUGUUAAUUCACACAAGUUCAACACGUUUGUACCAGAAUUCAAUGCUAGUGAAGAACAUUUGAAAUUACAAAGAACAAGAUGGUUAGCCCAAAUCGUAGAAUAUUACCCCUUGAAGAAAUUAGCUACAUUGUCAAUCACCGAUUUAACCAAUGCUUAUCAUGAUCACAAGGAAAACCCAACUCCAACUAAGAAGCAAAAGCUUUCUAGAAAGGGUCAACUUACAUUAGUUGGUUCUGGACCUGGUUCUGUUUCCUUACUCACAUUAGGAGCACUCCAAGCCAUUCAUACUGCUGAUUUAGUACUUGCUGAUAAAUUAGUCCCACAGCAAGUUCUUGACAUUAUUCCAAGAAAGACUGAGCUUUUCAUUGCCAGAAAAUUCCCCGGGAAUGCCGAGAAAGCACAAGAAGAAUUAUUAUCGUUAGGUAUAACUGCAUUAAAUGAAGGAAAGAACGUCAUCAGAUUGAAACAAGGAGAUCCAUAUAUUUUCGGCCGUGGAGGUGAAGAAUUCAACUAUUUCAAAGACCAAGGGUUCACACCAACUGUUAUUCCAGGCAUCACUUCUGCCCUUGCUGCUCCCGUGUUAUCUAACAUCCCAGCUACACAUCGUGACGUCGCUGAUCAAGUGUUGAUUUGUACUGGUACCGGAAGACGUGGUGCUAUUCCUACAUUGCCAGAAUUUAUAAAAUCGAGAACUACUGUAUUUUUAAUGACCUUGCAUAGAGUUGUGGAGUUUAUUCCAAAGUUGAUAGAACAGAAGGGAUGGGAUCCUAAAUUGCCCGUGGCUAUCAUUGAACGCGCAUCUUGUCCUGACCAACGAGUCAUUAGAACUACGUUGAGUAAAGUAGCUGAUGCUGUAGAAGCUUGUGGUUCCAGACCUCCUGGGUUAUUAGUCACUGGUUAUGCCUGUGAAGUCAUCUUCAAGAAUGAAGAUGCCAAAGAAUGGACUGUGGAAGAAGGAUGUAAUGUUGAUUUUGAUGAAACUUUUGAUUCAAUUGUCAAAUUAGUUGGUAGCUCAGCUAGUCCUGAACCCGUUGCUCCUGUUCAUGUGACACCACAGAUAACUGUAUAAUUAAUAGACCUUUAUAGAAUUAUAGACUAAUUUGCAAUUAUUUUAGACACGGCUAAUUUUGCAAUUGUUUAAAUUCACGUGACCCCU